UAGCCUCAGUGUUAUCACAAGCACCGUGAGGCCGAGAGGCGAGAUGCUCACGGCGACAGACUGAUGCACGGAAGUACACUGUACUGGAAUACGUAUACCAAAGAACUGUGAAGCUGUAAAUAUGGAUCUGGAUAAAGUGAAAAAGAAAGCUCAGUUAGGAGAAGGGCCAUUAAGAAUAGAUCACAGUGACGUUUACUUCGAGAACGACCGUCUUGCAGAGGAGCUGGGCAUAUUCAAUGAUAUUCUGCUGAAAUACAAGCACCGUCAGCAUAUCAACCGUGACGUAGAGAUUAAAGAACUGCGGAAAACGUUGGGCGGGUUUGAAGCCAUGAAGAAGUCCGCUCAUCACACUAAGUCGGAGUCACGGCCGAAGACAACCCCGGUGUACAUGAAACGCCCGCAGAGGCCAGUGAGUACGGCCUCACAAGCCAGAGUUGUAAAGCUGAACGUUCAUAUUCCUGACGAUUCUGACUCUGACUGCAGUAGUAUCAGUAGCAGUGACGAUUCUUCUGUGAUGAGCAAGGAGGUUGUGUCUAAGGCUAAAGCUCAUAUACAGCCAAAAGUAAUAUCGAAAGAGGGUCUCAUUACAGCACAACUUGCAAACCGGAAGUUCCCGUCCUCAUGGUAUACUGAUGUUCUACUUCCGUCCGACGCUGUUGUCAAGAAAAAGACGCCCACUCCAAGUUCCAGUAUAGGUAGGAGCAGGUCUGCCUGUCACAGACCGAGAACGAGACAGAAACCUACUCGCGCCAACGUAGACGACAAAGAGUCAAAUGAAGCAGCAAACGAUAAACCAAGUCUCGUCUGCGGGCGCUCUAAAUCGGCUGUUCUUUCCCGCCGGAAGCUGAUUCAGAUGACGAAUUUGGACCACGCGCCUGACCCGGAGGAGAAAGCUGAACCUGUUGUGGCAUUACGUGAGAUGAACAGAAUUCAGAAUGAAAGGCUUCAAGUUCGUGUCAGAAUGUUUUUGGAUUCCUUAGACGAGCUCAAGAAAAGACAGGCAGCUGCCCGACAUUCUAGAAAAAUGAGCAAUAUCUACGGCAACACUGGGUUUUAUGAUGACCAAGAACCUUUGUGGAGAUAGCGUGUGAUAGAUGCGCGUGUUAUCAAUAUUUAUGCAUAGCUGUUGCCCACGGAUAUGUAACAUUGCUCUGUCAAUGAUUAUUGCUUAGGUCAGACUUUGUUAAUUGCAAUAUGAAAAUCAUUAACUUUCAAUAUAAAAUAAUAUUUCAAAUACUGUGAUUAAAAGUUGAUUUUAUCCCCCA
Messenger RNA from Haliotis rubra (blacklip abalone), 1265 nucleotides. RefSeq lists its product as uncharacterized. The record is from RefSeq and is a predicted model, not a curated record. The transcript has 2 exons. Lineage: Eukaryota; Metazoa; Mollusca; Gastropoda; Lepetellida; Haliotidae. Bases 122 to 1084 code for a protein of 320 amino acids.